AUGCGAAAUCUACCAGCGUUGUACGGUGUGCUGCUGGAACAAGCAGGCCAUUCCCUGUACAGAAGCAGCGUCCGUGGACUCUUUGCCUACGAUAUCAUGUUCGCGUCGGUGUCUCGAGAUGAUCUUCAAAAACAAGUACAGUGUUGGAAGGAUCGGCUGCAGCAACAUAAAUUGCGCCUCAAUGUAUCAAAAACUGAGUUCAUGGAGUGCGGACCAAGGAUAGAGGAUGGUGACAUUGAUCAAGAAAGUCGAGCACGUGUUAAUGCGGCAUGGAUGAAAUGGAAAAUGGCAACAGGCGUACUGAGCGAAAAGAAAGUCCCUGUUCGACUGAAGUUGAAGAUCUACAUUACGGUUGUGCGUCCUGUUGUUCUUUACGGAUGCGAGUGCUGGCCGACGACGAAAGGCUUGGAAAAAGUGCUGCACACUAUGGAGACGCGGAUGUUGAGGUGGACGGUAGGUGGAACGCUAAAAGACAAAGUAUCCAACGACACUGUGCCCUCCAUCUUCGGCAUGUUCCCGAUUACUGAAAAGAUGAAGGGGGUGCGACUGAGAUGA
Molecule: messenger RNA, 555 nt
Organism: Necator americanus (New World hookworm)
Lineage: Eukaryota; Metazoa; Nematoda; Chromadorea; Rhabditida; Ancylostomatidae
Exons: 3
Coding region: 1-555 (184 amino acids)
Source: RefSeq, a predicted model, not a curated record